Messenger RNA from Malaya genurostris, 2911 nucleotides. It is a transcript of the gene IKKepsilon, whose product is annotated as serine/threonine-protein kinase TBK1. Gene Ontology annotation, biological process: peptidyl-serine phosphorylation. The record is from RefSeq and is a predicted model, not a curated record. The transcript is spliced from 5 exons. The coding region runs from base 374 to 2575 and encodes 733 amino acids. Gene Ontology annotation, molecular function: ATP binding; protein serine/threonine kinase activity. Lineage: Eukaryota; Metazoa; Arthropoda; Insecta; Diptera; Culicidae. Gene Ontology annotation, cellular component: cytoplasm.
UUGGCUAUACAUCACUUUGAAUCCACUGAUAACGCAAUAAAAUGACAACAAUAAAAAAGCCAUUUGAAGUGCACAAAAGUAUCUUGGAUGCUAGAGCAAAUAACAAAAAUAUCGUGUUGUAGCCGGAGCACCAGUUGGAUAUAAAUUUUCCUUUUGUGCGACUCUUAUAUGUCAGAGACUCUGGUGGUAUGUGAAAGAUAGCUGAUAAAACAAAUUUCCUGUGAAUUCGGCCAAUUUUAUUGGAAUUUCGUCACAGUCGAUUGAAAAUUAUGUUUUUCUAAGUGUCACGUGUCAAAAUAUAAUAUAAUAAAACAGUUCCCCAGUUUGUGAUUAUUUUUGUGAAAAAGUUGUAUUUCCGUGAUACAAAACAAUAAUGAACUCCUUUCUCCGUGGUUCCAGUAACUAUGUUUGGUGCACCACCAGUGUCCUGGGAAAAGGUGCCACUGGUGCUGUGUUUCAGGGAGUCAAUAAACAUAACGGAGAAGCCGUGGCCGUCAAAACAUUCAACCAGUUAAGCCAUAUGAGACCUCCCGAUGUCCAAAUGCGAGAGUUCGAAGUGCUUCGUAAGGUGAAACAUAACAAUAUCGUGAAACUGCUCGACAUCGAAGAUGAUCAGGAGGGCCGUGGAAAAGUCAUCGUUAUGGAGCUGUGUACUGGAGGAAGUCUUUUCAACAUUCUGGACGAUCCGGAGAAUACGUACGGGUUACCACAGAGAGAGUUCUUGCUGGUGUUGGAGCACCUGUCGGCCGGAAUGAAACACUUGCGAGAUAAUAAUCUGGUGCACAGAGAUUUGAAGCCAGGAAACAUAAUGAAGUACAUUUCCGAAGAUGGCCAGACAAUUUACAAGCUGACUGAUUUCGGUGCGGCCCGUGAGCUGGAAGAGAAUCAGCAAUUUGUUUCACUCUACGGUACAGAAGAGUACCUUCAUCCGGAUAUGUAUGAAAGAGCUGUUCUGAGGAAAUCUAUCAACAGGAGCUUUACGGCAAACGUUGAUCUGUGGUCAAUCGGUGUAACACUGUAUCAUGUCGCCACUGGAAAUCUACCAUUCCGUCCUUACGGUGGACGUAAAAACAAGGAAACCAUGCAUCAUAUCACCACAAAGAAGGCCCCGGGUGUAAUUUCCGGCACGCAGACUAGUGAAAAUGGUCCAAUUGAUUGGAGCAAUCAUUUGCCUGCACAAUGUCAGCUCAAGGAGGGACUCAAGUAUCUCGUUACACCCCUGCUUGCCGGUCUGUUAGAGGAAAAUCAAAAACGAAUGUGGUCUUUCGAUAGGUUCUUCUACGAAGUGCAGCAUAUUCUGAACAAGAAGAGGUUGCACAUCUUUUACACCAACCGAGCAACCGCUAUCGAGGUUUACAUGGAUCCAGAGGAGACUUGCUUCAACUUGAAGGAGCAUAUUUUUGUGCAAACGGAUGUUCCGCACAAUUCGCAACUGUUACUUAUGGAUUCGGAACUGUUUGAACUGAAAGUUGGUACCAAUAGCAGUGCACGCGGCUAUGCAGCUACCGAGGCCGAUCGACCUCUGAUGCUGUUUAAUAUCGAAAACAACAAUGUAACGCUUCCCACCGAGCUGGAUUUGCCUAAAUUUCCGUCAUUUCCUAGCGGCGUGUCGGUUGAAAACGACGCCAGUCAAGCGAAAGGUGCCUGCAGCGUUGGCCACGAGUGCAAAAGACGGGUGGAAACCUUUUCCAGUUUGGACUCGUUGAUGAGCAAAGCCGUGGAGCAAUUUGCCGGUUUACUGAAAAAUCUUCUUGUGAAACUGCACGAACGGGUUCAACACCUGGAAGAUAUUGGCAAUUCUGUUUGGGAAAUAGCCGAUUUGGCGGAAAUUGCCGUGCUGAAUAACGACGCUUAUCAAGACAAAGCAACUACGAUCAGCACAAAACUGAACGAACUGAAGGCAGCGUUUCAGCGUGUCGCUGACCCGGUUCAGCAACUCCACAAUCGCUUCGUCGUAGAGGAAUCACUCAGUCGAGAUUGGAAUUUGGCCUAUCGAGAUCUUCGCAGUCCCAACAAGCAUCGGGUCAACGAGAAGGCCAAGUAUUUAGUGGAUCGCUUACGUGAUUCCUGGCAGCAUCUGUUGCGGGACCGUGCGACCCGCUCGUUAACAUACAACGAUGAACAGUUUCACGCACUGGAAAAGAUCAAGAUUACUGAAACUGGUAAGCGGAUUAAGUCACUAUUGAAUGAGGACGUAAGACCAGCGGUCGAGUUGGAAGCAGAAUGCCUGGCCGACUGGUAUAAAAAGGCCCAGACGAUAUUUCUGCAGACACAGUUCCUUCACAAGGACGUCGUUACCCACGAGGAAAUGCUGUAUGACAUUCGGGACCGUCUGGUUCAGAUCAAAGAAGAUCUAAAAGAGGACAUCAAAAACGACGGAGAGGUUUCCAAGAUUGCCAACGAAACUACGGUUAACGAGCAGAACCUGGAGUGCAUGAAAAAGUCCAAGGAAAUGCAGAGUUAUUUGAGGACUUUGUUCAACUAUCAGCGUGAAAUCAAGAAAAUUCUUCAGCAGAAUAGUGAACUUGUUGACGCGGUUCAAAUGUGUACGCUUAAAAGCGAAGAUACAUCAUAAUGUUCUUCCUGAUAGCUAAUUUAUGAAUUGUAUUCGAGAGACUUGUGACGCUUGUUUUUUAGUGCUUGCGUACCACUUAACUGAUUUUAUUAUUCUUGGUAUUCCAACUACUUUCAGGGUAAUUUUAGCUAUACAGCACCUAUAUAGUAUUUGAACAUAAUUUGUCGAAAAAGUUUUUAUUUUGAACUAUAUAAUCGAUUAGUUUUAUUCAUGGUUUUGACUACAUUCUGUUAUCAAAAUAAAAGCAAAGCAAUUGUACUUGAUAUGAUUAAGACAAGUAUCUCAUCGCAAUAAAAAUGAGAAUUCUAGCUUAACGUUAAUUAUUUGAACGAUAAA